GUGCUGUCUUCUUAUCAUUAACUGCACUUGACUUUAUUUCUUCACGCCAAUUUGAAUACUGAACAGUAAAAAUUGAAUGUUCCGCACAACAGCAGCCAAAUUCAGCGCAUUUGCAACAGCCGGAGGCCAGCGCGGCGGAAGCUACUUUUGCAGCAGCAUGCACAGGCGCAGCUUCUUCACGCACCGCAAGCUCACUCUGGGAGAUAACUCAUGGCGCACGCCCAUAGUCAUUGCAGCCGCCGCGAUCGCCGCAUCAACGCUGGGCUUUGUCGGAUACGGCAUGUUCUUCGGGCCUGCCAGCCAGUACCCAACUCCCGUCCGCAAGCUGCUGCGCGAGGCCGGGCUGGCAUACCUGCGCACGCCAAACAAGCAGGAUCUGCCAAAGGCCAUCGAUCGGUACACAGAGGCGCUAAGGCUGCUCGACCAGAUAGGGAGCAGCGACCCGAAACACGCUCCUGACGCCCCGCACGUCACAGGGCUGGUCGCGCGCCUAGCGUCGGUGUACACAGACAUGGGGGACAUUGACGGCACUAUUCGCACGUACACGGAUCUGCUGCAUCGGAUUCUGGGCGACGAUGGCAUGGAAGACCCGCGCACACAGGUGCGUCUACUGAUGGAUCCCGAGUUGGACGCCGGGAGGCGGCAGAACAUCCUGCGGGCGCUUGGCUGCGCCAACAAGCUGGCCGAGACGUAUGAGGCGCGAGCAACGCGGUCGAAGCGCCGCAGCGUGUUGCUUGCCGAUCCAGACAUGGAGUCGGCGGACGUGCGCGCGGCCAGCCGGUGGUACCAGUGGUGCCUGCAGGUAGUGAUGCUGACGUAUCAGAACCAUUUCAACCACCAGCAGCUCAAGCAGGGCAAGCCGCUGGCCAACACACCGUCAUUUGACCCCGACACGCUGCCGCGGUACUUUUCCAUUGACGUCGUCACCAGCCUGUUUUACAACGCCGCGACGUUCUUCUCUGCCCACGCGCAGUACGGGUUUGCCGUGCCGCUCCUGCAACGCUCGCUGGACCUGCUGCGCCGCGGCACCGAUGGCGGCAAGGAGCCGAACGUAUGUCGGUCGAGCAUCCUGAUGAGCCACUUGGCCAAUGCCGCCGUCCUGAUGUCAGAUCUGCCAGCCGCCGAAAAGUGGUCGAUUGACGGCUUGGCGCUGGCCAAGCAAUUCCCACGCAACGCCGACUGCCUCAACAGCUUUGUCGCCCUCACGUAUGACCUCGGCGCUGUAUACGAGGCCGCGGGCAAGGCGGAUAGUGCGCGCGUGCAGUACCGUCAGGCCGCCGAAAUCGCCCGGGUCGUCGAGGACGGCGAGGCUGAGAAGCUGGCUGCCGCCGCGCUUGGCCGCCUGUCGGGAUGAGCGCUUGAGAGAAAACGGUUGAGCAAGGAAAUGUCUGCUCGCGCAUCGCUUCUUCCUCAUUAUCUUUCGUGUGCAGCGAUAGUGCCAUGUCAUGCCAACAUGAGAUGCAGGUAUUGUACACACGCUGCAGUUGAAAAAAUUAAUUUUGGGGGCAUCGAGGGCCAGCUGCCGCACCGCUGAUUGGACUGUUGAGAAGUUUUAUCACACGUGAUAGUCAAUUGACCAUCACUAUCAAAGUCACCCCUUGCUCAAAUUUUUUCUCGAAAGAGAAAAAUUUCUCAAGGAAAGUAACGGCACCGAAUCUGCACACGCAAAAAAAAUAUUUUUUUAAUUCAGAGGCUGCUCAAGGUAAAUUUCUCCUUUUUCUCUUCUUUUUUC
Messenger RNA from Kickxella alabastrina, 1732 nucleotides. RefSeq lists its product as uncharacterized. NCBI's taxonomy places the organism in Eukaryota, Fungi, Kickxellomycota, Kickxellomycetes, Kickxellales, Kickxellaceae. Gene Ontology annotation, molecular function: misfolded protein binding. The record is from RefSeq and is a predicted model, not a curated record. Gene Ontology annotation, cellular component: i-AAA complex. The transcript has a single exon. Gene Ontology annotation, biological process: protein quality control for misfolded or incompletely synthesized proteins. Bases 77 to 1354 code for a protein of 425 amino acids.